AUGUCAGACAACAUCUACGUAAAGGGUGUUGCAGGAACCUGCAUCACCUUCUCCUUCAUCCUCGCCGGAAAUGCCAUCACACAGUCCUACAUGACCGUCCCCGCCCUCCUCGUCAACUUCCCCCGCGCAGGCACGCCAGAGCACAAAGAUCGCGCACGUCUCCUAGGCCGCCAAUGGCCCCUCUGCUGGACAGUCGGCAACCAAUUCUUCCGUCCCAUCUCAACUCUGGGCUUCUUGGGUUACGCCUACGCUAGCUACUCAGUCUACCGCGAGGGCAUGCUCGCCCGCAGCGACUGGAAGCUCUUCGGUGUUUCAGCUAUCAUGCACUUGACAACUAUCCUGCACUCGGCUAUCAACAUGCAGCCGCUAAACGAUAAGUUGGAGGCAUUGGCAGAGAGGAGCAAUGAGAAGGAGUUGGGUGAGGCGCAGAGCGUUGCGACGAAGUGGGCGAGCUGGAACCAGUUGAGAUUGGUUACACCGGCUAUCGCUGGUGGUUUGGCACUGUGGAACCUGCUUUCUUUGUAG
Alternaria atra is the source of this 525-nucleotide messenger RNA. RefSeq lists its product as uncharacterized. The record is from RefSeq and is a predicted model, not a curated record. NCBI's taxonomy places the organism in Eukaryota, Fungi, Ascomycota, Dothideomycetes, Pleosporales, Pleosporaceae. The transcript has 2 exons. The coding region runs from base 1 to 525 and encodes 174 amino acids.